Molecule: messenger RNA, 1039 nt
Organism: Belonocnema kinseyi
Lineage: Eukaryota; Metazoa; Arthropoda; Insecta; Hymenoptera; Cynipidae
Gene: eca
Product: transmembrane emp24 domain-containing protein eca-like
Exons: 4
Coding region: 142-792 (216 amino acids)
Biological process (GO): intracellular protein transport; endoplasmic reticulum to Golgi vesicle-mediated transport; Golgi organization
Cellular component (GO): Golgi apparatus; endoplasmic reticulum-Golgi intermediate compartment; COPII-coated ER to Golgi transport vesicle
Source: RefSeq, a predicted model, not a curated record
ACAGUGGACGUGGUUUCUUUUUCGGAGCUGAGCUGACGUGGGAAUUGGCAUGUGUGGCUGUUUUGAAGUCAUUCUAUCCGCAAUAUUAUUUCUAAAUUUGUAUUGAUAGUUCGCGAAAAAACUUUCUCCGAGGAAACGAAAAUGUGGAGUCCUUUGAGUUUUCUCGUAGUGCUUAGUGUAGUGUUUAAAUAUGUUUCGGGACUUUACUUCCACAUUGGCGAAACGGAGCGUAAAUGUUUCAUAGAAGAGAUUCCAGAUGAAACGGCUAUUUUAGUCAACUACAAAGUUGAACUUUACGAUCCAAGAAGCCAGGGCUUCAUGCCAAGCAGUCCGGGAAUAGGAAUGCACGUGGAAGUAAGAGAUCCUGAUGACAAAACCAUUCUUUCGAGAGUCUAUAGUUCCGAGGGUCGAAUUUCUUUCACUUCGCACACUCCCGGCGAGCACGUUAUUUGCUUGUACUCAAACAGUACUGCUUGGUUCAGCGGCACCCAAUUGAGAGUACACCUCGACAUUCAAGUUGGAGAACACGCCAUUGAUUAUGCUAACGUAGCCCAAAAGGAAAAACUCUCGGAACUCCAACUCAGAAUUCGUCAACUCAUGGAUCAAGUGGAACAAAUCACGAAGGAACAGAGCUAUCAAAGAUAUCGAGAGGAGAGAUUCCGUCAGACUUCAGAGAGUACCAAUCGACGUGUUCUGUGGUGGUCCCUUUCCCAAACUGCUGUCCUCUUGAUCAUGGGUGCAUGGCAAAUGAAACAUCUCAAGAGUUUCUUCGAGGCUAAAAAACUAGUCUAGAUACUAGAUAAUUUGCAUACCGCGAGGUAACAAAUUAAAUUUCAAAGACGCAAUCGACUGCAACAUUGUACAAACGUUCGUGUUAGAAUUCAAUUCGAGAUUUGUAUCAGUUCACGAAUUCAGCCAUUGAUUCGUGUUAAACCUGUCAUGGUACAGUACGUUAAUAAUAUUAAUAUAAACAUGUGUUAUGUACCGAAGCCGGGAGAAAAUCUCGUCUUCCCUUUCUAUUAAAUGUAUUUCAAUCUAA